CGAUUACCAAGCUUGCCCUGAAUUCCCUUCUUUCUCCUCCAAAGCUUCAUAAAUCUCUGAGAGCAUCUGGGUGGCCGAAAAUGGAGUCCAAGAGAAGUGUCAUUUCUUCUGCAUUCUUUUUCUUCAACAAGUUUAGCCGGAGAAGACUAUCUGUGUCGUCGUCUCCUCUCAUGCCCGUCAAAAUGGCAGCUGAAACUGAAUCGCGUUCAUUCCGGAUAUGAUAUUAGUUCAGUGCAUGAUUUAGACCACGCCCAUGAACUGUUCGAUCAAAUGCUUAGCUCAAGACCAUUGCCUUGUAUCAUUCUGUUCAACAGACUGCUCAGUAGAAUUGUGAAAAUGAAACAUUAUUCAGCUGUUGUUUGCAUUUUUAAAGAAAUGCUCAUUCGGGGCAUCCCCAUCGACACUUACACCCUUAACAUUCUGAUUGAUGCCUUCUGUCGCGCCAAUCGGGUGGAUUGCGGGUUUUGUGUGAUUGGGAUGUUCUUCAAGUGUGGAAUUGAUUUCAGUUCGGUGACAUACAAUACCCUGAUCAAAACUCUAUGUCUGAAGGAUAAGAUUGCGGAGGCUGUAGAGCUAUUUAGGAUGUUUGUGCGGGACAAUUCGUGUGAAGUUGAUAAUUUAACUUGUAACAUUCUUAUGAAUGGACUUUGCAAGGCGGGUAAUACUCAAACUGCCCUUGAUUUGCUCGCGGUAUUGCAAAAGGAGGGGCCUAAGCCUGAUAACAUAGCAUAUAACACGGUAAUUGAUUCUCUCUGCAAAGACGGAAUGGUGGAUCAGGCUCUUGACCUUCUCCCUCAGAUGACAGAAAGAGGGGUUUUCCCUAACAUCGUCACGUACACUUCGUUGAUACAAGGCCUUUGCCAUUUUUGCCGAUGGAAAGAUGUUACAAAGUUGAUUGAUGAGAUGGCGCGGCAUAAUGUAUACCCAAAUACCCGUACGUUCAAUAUAUUAGUGGGUGCCUUUUGCAAGGAGGGGAAGUUGAAAGAUGCAAAAAGUGUUGUUCAAAUCAUGAUUCAGAGGAACACUUACCCUGACGUGAUCACGUACAACAAUCUAAUCGAGGGGUAUUUUUUGCAAGGGCAGAUGGAUGAAGCUAGGAGAGCCUUUGACCAGAUGGUAGAGGAAGGCAUUCAACCUGAUCGCGCAAGCUACACCACAUUAAUUACUGGGUAUUGCAAAAGAAAAGCAAUGGAUGAGGCCAUGCAUCUUUUUCUUGAAAUGCAAGAGAAAGGGAUUUGUCCUGAUGUUGUUACAUACACAGCAGUGUUGCAAGGGCUGUUUCUGGUGGGCCAAUUCGACGCUGCUUUGAAUAUUUUUCAAAAUAUGCAACUUUCUGGACAUGCACCUAAUUUUCACACUUACUGUGUCUUGCUUACCGGUUUGUGUGAUAACGGGCAUAUUGGGAAGGCCAUGUCAGUCUAUAGUAAGUUAAGUAGAAACGAGAGCGGUUCUCAUGUUUUUGGUAGUAUCAUUAUAGAUGGGCUUUGCAAGAUGGGGUUACUCAAUAUUGCACGCGGCAUAUUGAGUAACCUCUUCUUUAAAGGUCAAUACCUAAAUAAGUACACGUACACUGCGAUGAUGAAUGGACUUUGUCAAGGUGGAUUUGUACACAAAGCCUUAGAGCUUCUGAGGAGAAUGGGCGAGAUUGGAUGUGAGCCAGAUUCAAUCACUUACAAUGUUAUUUUGCAAGAAUUUGUUAGAGCGAAAAAACUGGACGAGGCAAGUAUGCUGUUGGAAGAAAUGUCCAAUAGGUGCAUUUCUCCAAACAAUCACACAUUGACCUUGAUGAAUGACUUGCUUGCAUUUGGAACAGAAAACGAAACAGUACCAAAGGUGAUCAAGAAAUUCACACAGAAUCUUUGAAUCUUUUUUUUGGCAGAUUCUCCUUCCUAAUGCAUAGACCAGCUUGCCACAAAAGCCAUGGCAGGUAACACUUCUCUUAUAUUCUCAAAGUAACAUUCUCAAACUACUAAAUGUAAUAUUAGUGCACCAAACUUUCCCGCCUUUAUGGCUCUCUACAAUAUUUGUGUCUCCGUUGCUAGUUUUAUUGUCUGUUCUUGUUUUCAACAAGGGUGUCUUUAAUCAGUUUUAUGUAUGAAAUGCCUUUUGUUGUGCCCUACAACAACAAAAGCCAAUAAUAUGGCUUAUGCUAU
Messenger RNA from Cuscuta campestris, 2153 nucleotides. NCBI's taxonomy places the organism in Eukaryota, Viridiplantae, Streptophyta, Magnoliopsida, Solanales, Convolvulaceae. The record is from the annotation of a GenBank genome assembly.